Messenger RNA from Rotaria sp. Silwood2, 381 nucleotides. The record is from the annotation of a GenBank genome assembly. Lineage: Eukaryota; Metazoa; Rotifera; Eurotatoria; Philodinida; Philodinidae.
AUGAGACCGAGACCAAGACAAAAUUUUGAUCAAUUGUUUGGUUUUCAAUAUGAUUCACAAAGAAUCGAACCAAUAUCUGGUGUUUCACCACAAGGUAGAUUUCGAACCAAAAGUGACAAGAAUAUAUUCAUUUCAUUUACGUUUCCUUUGAUAACAGGUAUUGAUUUACUUGGUAGUCUUUUAUCUUUUGAUCCUCGUCAACGUCCAACUACCGAGGAAGCUCUAGCACAUCCGUUUCUGAAUCAAUAUCAUUCUCUAGACAAAGAACCCACUACAGGCCAUAUUGUUGACGAGCAUCAAGAUGUAGAACAUAGUGUACUAGAAUGGAAAUCUAUUAUUUGGCACAUGAUUCAAAAUUUUGUUCCACCAUCUUGGGAUUAA